Molecule: messenger RNA, 2001 nt
Organism: Neohortaea acidophila
Lineage: Eukaryota; Fungi; Ascomycota; Dothideomycetes; Mycosphaerellales; Teratosphaeriaceae
Product: Dfp1/Him1, central region-domain-containing protein
Exons: 2
Coding region: 1-2001 (666 amino acids)
Biological process (GO): positive regulation of nuclear cell cycle DNA replication; regulation of cell cycle phase transition
Cellular component (GO): Dbf4-dependent protein kinase complex; nucleus
Molecular function (GO): nucleic acid binding; protein serine/threonine kinase activator activity; zinc ion binding
Source: RefSeq, a predicted model, not a curated record
AUGACCAGCAAACGAGCCCCGCUGGCCAAUGUGCCCAACGCCGUCAACUCGCCCUUCCGUCCCGUCACGGCCGGCAAUGGCAAGCGCACGCGAGCCCAGGCGGGAGAGCUGCGAGAGGUGGAAGACGGACAGCCUCCGGCCAAGAAACAGAUCGUCGACCUUUCCGACGAUGAUGCGGAGAAUGUCGACCCCCGGAGGAGGAAUGGCGUCCCCGUCCAUGCCCUCGAAGGCGUGGAGGAGCCUUUUGCUAAGCGCACUGCCAACGCUCCGCCCACCGUCUUCGAGAAGAAGCUCAAUGCUGUCCGUGAGAGGCGUCCGCCCCCUCCUCAACGCAAUGACCAGCCGCAGAAGCAGGCGGGCGACAAUCUGGAGAGCAUUCGCCAGUGGAAACGUCAUUACAAGCGCCAAUUCCCCGGCUUUGUCUUCUACUUCGAGAGCGUGCCGCAGGAUAUCCGUCUCAAGGCCGCACGUCAACUACAACUGCUAGGGGCGCGUGAAGAGAAGUUCUUCUCCAAUGCCGUCACCCACGUCGUCACCACUCGAUCCAUCCCUCCCGAACUCGUCGCCACCAGCCCGGAUGAGGAUCCCAAAUACAAUGCCGCCCAGACGGUCCAGCCGGCUGCCCUGACGCAGGAUCAGCGAAAGACGACCGAUCUUCUUGAUGCCAACCUGCAGCGUAGAGCUCAGACUCAGUCUAACCCCGUCUUUCACGAUGCCGACGCGCGCAGAUCUCACGCGCAACGCGCAGACAUCCUGACCCGUGCUCGCGAGCUCGGCAUCAAGAUCUGGGCGCUGGAGAAGAUGCAACGUGUGUUGAAGACCAUGUUUGAAAUCGAGACAGAUGACCAGCCAGACCCUCACGACCCUCGCGCUGCAGUCCCUCCAACCAGAUCCGCCCCCAAGCCUUCCAACGAUGCCGACCUCGAACAACUGCUUCGACAUGAGAAGAUCAAUGGCCCAGCCGACCGAGACAUGACUGUCUCCGCUCAGGAUAUGACUGUGCUGAAGGGCUACUUCCUUUACAUCCACGACAUGGAUGAGAAGACCCGUCCGGUCUUGGUUCGCGACUACCCCAAGGUUGCAAGCAAGGAACAGGGCACGUGGCCGCAAUUUCGACUGACCCCUAUUGGUCGAUGCCCAUUUGUUGACGACCCAGCGCACACCAAGAAGCUUCAGCAACAAGAGCGCGAGGCUCAAGCCGCGGCGACUGCUGAGCAAGAACUCGCCUCGCAGCGCAAGACCCGUGCUGCCGCCACGUAUCCGCCAUUGACGGAGCGUGACUCGAACCUGCGCCGUUCUCCCCGAAAGGUGGCUGCACAGGGCAAGGUCGAGCUAUCAAAGCCGUUGGAUCCGCCCAGAAACAUCCCACCCAAGCGUCAAUCAUCCGCCGGGACCAUGCCCAAUCUGUUUGGCAGCUUCCAGCAGAAUGCGCGUGGUCUGCCACGCAUGAUCGGCGGAGAGCCUGUUGCUUCAGGGCUGCAACCCUCCAACGUCACCUCGGCCAUCCGCUCACAGGCAAUCUCUUCCACUGCCAUCUCGUCCACUGCCGCGGGUGUGAACCGACGCGUGGGAGAUAGCAAGGAAGUGUCUGCUCUGAAACGCAAGGUCCUCACCGAGCGUGGUGCGAGCGUGACGUCCACCCACAGCAUGCCGUCUUCCUACAUGAACGACGUCCGAGCCGCAAUCAACGACGACAUCAACCCUCCCCCACGCGCGGCGAAGAGACGCGCCCAGGAGACGCUUGGGGUGCUGCACGAGGACGACGAGGAUCAUGGAGAGACUGUAGGUCCAACGCAUCGAAGGCCGGCGGCCCCCAGGAAACGCAAGCCGGCUCAGAAGGAGCCGAAGCCGGGGUAUUGCGAGAACUGCCGCGAGAAGUUUGAUGAUUUUGACGAUCACACCCUUUCCCGCAAACACAAGAAGUUUGCGCUCGCUCCCGAGAACUGGAAGGAGCUUGACGCUCUUCUAGUCCAGCUCAAGCGACCACACAAGUCGCUCUAA